This is a messenger RNA of Didymosphaeria variabile, 2262 nucleotides long. Its product is annotated as ATP-binding cassette, regulator of translational elongation. The transcript has 5 exons. Gene Ontology annotation, molecular function: ATP hydrolysis activity; ATP binding. Bases 1 to 2262 code for a protein of 753 amino acids. The record is from RefSeq and is a predicted model, not a curated record. Lineage: Eukaryota; Fungi; Ascomycota; Dothideomycetes; Pleosporales; Didymosphaeriaceae.
AUGGAAGCUGAAAUCAGAGCCCAGAUCCCUGGCAUCGACCCCGUCCUUUCGGAUUACUCGGUUGGCUACCUGACCCAUGCUGCCAACUCUUUCACCUCUGACGCGGACCCCAAUGGCCCUUCUCCCCUUGAGGAAGCCGCUGCUAGCAUCACCGCCUUGCUCCUUUCCGCAUCGGGCGACCUCAGUGCGCAGAAUGAGACCACGAUCCACAACCUCGUAGACAAGUUCAUUUCGCGCCUCAAUGCCCAGAACGGCACCGACGGCGAGCGCCGCCAGAUGGCCCCGUCAGCCCGGAAGCUGGAUCAAGCAAUCCACGUGGGCUCGCGGACGCACAUGUCCACCACGCUCGGGCUGGCCGGCGGUGGCGUUGAUCUUGAGUCUGCCAACGCCCGCAAAGUAGAGUCCAGGGUCGACCGCAAGAAGCUUGAGAAGGCCGAACGCAAGCUCAAGGCAAAGCAGGACCGCAAGGAAUUCAAGAACGUCGAGUAUGAGGCGUCUAAGCUGCUCAACCAGCCAAAUGAGACCCAGAGCUAUGAGGACUUCUACAUGCAGGUCAACCCAUUGAUGUUGGGCUCAGAUGCUAGCGCAAAGAGCAAGGACAUCAAGAUUGACAGCUUUGACAUCUCCAUCAGUGGCCAGCGUAUACUGUCAGACACGUCUCUAACCCUUGCCUAUGGUCGUAGGUACGGUCUAGUAGGUCAGAAUGGUAUCGGUAAAUCCACACUCUUGAGGGCUUUGAGUCGUCGUGAGGUGGCGAUUCCGACGCAUAUCUCGAUUCUACACGUCGAGCAAGAGAUCAUGGGUGACGACACUCCGGCAUUACAAGCGGUCUUGGAUGCCGAUGUUUGGCGGAAGCACCUUCUCAAGGAGCAGGAUAAAAUCACCAAAGAGCUAGCUGAACUGGAAGCAGAGCGCGCCACCAUGGCCGAUACAUCAGCUGAUGCAGCCGCACUGGACAAGCAGCGAGAAGGUCUUGACCAAACUCUGAGUGACGUUCACUCUAAGCUUGCUGAGAUGGAGUCUGACAAGGCCGAAUCUCGAGCAGCUAGCAUCUUAGCAGGUCUGGGAUUUUCUACAGAGCGUCAACAGUUUGCUACGAGAACAUUCUCCGGUGGUUGGAGGAUGAGAUUGGCUCUCGCGCGAGCACUGUUCUGCGAACCCGAUCUGCUCUUGUUGGAUGAACCGUCGAACAUGUUGGACGUUCCAUCCAUCACGUUCUUAGCAAACUACCUCCAAGGAUAUCCAAGCACUGUGUUGGUCGUAUCUCACGACAGGGCGUUCCUGAACGAGGUAGCCACCGACAUCAUCCACCAACAUUCAGAGCGCCUCGACUACUACAAAGGCGCUAACUUUGAAUCGUUCUACGCCACCAAGGAAGAACGGCGCAAGACAGCUAAGCGAGAAUACGAAAAGCAAAUGGAAGUGCGCGCCCAUCUGCAAGCCUUCAUCGACAAAUUCAGGUACAAUGCAGCGAAGUCGUCAGAAGCACAGUCCAGGAUCAAGAAGCUUGAGAAAAUGCCGGUGCUACAAGCCCCGGAAGCUGAAUAUAGCGUGCAUUUUAAGUUUCCUGAAGUGGAGAAGAUGUCUCCGCCCAUCAUUCAGAUGAGCGGUGUCACCUUCGGCUACAGUCCAGACAAAAUCUUGCUAAAGAAUGUUGACCUGGAUGUGCAGCUCGACUCCCGGAUUGGCAUUGUCGGCCCCAAUGGUGCGGGAAAGACAACAGCUCUAAAGCUGCUCAUCGGCGCCCUCGCGCCGACAUCAGGUUUGAUAUCACAGAAUCCUCGUCUUCGAGUGGGCUUCUUCGCGCAACACCACGUCGACGCCUUGGACCUGAACGACAGCGCAGUGGGCUUCAUGUCGAAGAAGUACCACGGCAGGACGGACGAAGAGUACCGCCGUCACCUCGGCGCUUUCGGUAUCACGGGCAUGACCGGUCUGCAGAAGAUGGAGCUGCUAUCUGGAGGUCAGAAGUCUCGUGUCGCCUUCGCAUGUUUGUCUCUGCAAAACCCGCACAUUCUCGUACUUGACGAGCCGUCCAAUCACUUGGAUAUUGAAGCGAUGGACGCGCUCUCCGACGCGCUGCAGAAGUUCGAGGGCGGUGUGCUGAUGGUCAGCCACGACGUGACGAUGUUGCAGAACGUCUGUAAGAGCUUGUGGGUGUGCGACAACGGCACAAUCGAGCAUUUCGAUGGCACGGUCAAGGACUACAAGAAGAGGAUUACCGCGCAAGCCAACGAGGCGGGUGUAGUUGCGAAACACUAA